ACGUAGAAUAGCGACAUGACCAGCGGCACGCCUGGGACUCGGGCUCGGCGCGCGGCGAUGAUGUCGGCGGCACGUCUGAGACUCGCGCCCGGCGCGAAAGAUGGGGUUUGGGUACGGCGCGUAGAGAUGACGUCAGGCUCUACGCGCAGUGGUGACGUCAAGGGAGCGCCGGCGGCUGGGUAUUCGCGUUUUCCCGUGUUGGCGGCGGCAUGGAGCGGGAGCCGGGCGCCGCGGGCGUUCGCCGGGCGCUGGGCCGCAGGCUGGAGGCGGUACUGGCGAGCCGCAGUGAGGCCAACGCCGUUUUCGACAUUCUGGCCGUGCUGCAGUCUGAGGACCAGGAGGAGAUCCAGGAAGCAGUCCGCACGUGCAGCCGUCUUUUUGGGGCCUUGCUGGAGCGGGGAGAGCUGUUUGUGGGCCAGCUGCCUUCUGAGGAGAUGGUCAUGACAGGGUCCCGGGGAGCCGCACGGAAGUACAAGGUGUGGAUGAGACAUCGCUAUCACAGCUGCGGCAACCGCUUGGGAGAGCUUCUGGGCCACCCGUCCUUUCAGGUCAAGGAGCUGGCCCUCAGUGCACUCAUGAAGUUCGUGCAGCUGGAAGGAGCACAUCCCCUGGAGAAGCCCAAGUGGGAGGGCAACUACCUGUUUCCCCGAGAGCUCUUCAAGUUGGUGGUGGGAGGCCUGCUUUCUCCUGAGGAGGACCAGAGCCUGCUCCUGUCCCAGUUCCGGGAGUACCUGGACUACGACGACACCCGCUACCACACCAUGCAGGCGGCCGUGGAGGCCGUGGCCCGGGUCACUGGCCAGCACCCCGAGGUGCCCCUGGCCUUCUGGAACAACACCUUCACGCUGCUGUCUGCCGUGAGCCUGCCCCGCCAGGAGCCCAGCGUCUCCAGCUUCUAUGUGAAGCGCACGGAGCUGUGGGACACCUGGAAGGUUGCUCACCUGAAGGAACACAGGAAAGCUUUCCAGACUAUGUGGCUCAGCUUCCUCAAGCACAAGCUGCCCCUCAGCCUCUACAAGAAGGUGCUGCUGAUCGCGCACGACACCAUCCUGCCGCAGCUGGCCCAGCCCACGCUCAUGAUCGACUUCCUCACCCGCGCUUGUGACCUCGGUGGGGCCCUCAGCCUCUUGGCCUUGAACGGGCUGUUCAUCUUGAUUCACAAACACAACCUGGAGUACCCCGACUUCUACCGGAAGCUCUACGGCCUCCUGGACCCUUCCGUCUUUCACGUCAAGUACCGGGCCCGUUUCUUCCACCUGGCUGACCUCUUCCUGUCCUCUUCCCACCUCCCUGCCUACUUGGUGGCCGCCUUCGCCAAGCGCCUGGCCCGCCUGGCCCUGACGGCUCCCCCCGAGGCCCUGCUCAUGGUCCUGCCUUUCAUCUGUAACCUGCUGCGCCGGCACCCCGCCUGCCGGGUCCUCAUGCACCGCCCACACGGCCCUGAGCUGGACGCCGACCCCUACGACCCUGGAGAGAAGGACCCAGCCCAGAGCCGGGCCUUGGAGAGCUCCCUGUGGGAGCUUCAGGCCCUCCAGCGCCACUACCAUCCUGAGGUGUCCAAAGCCGCCAGCGUCAUCAACCAGGCCCUGUCCGUGCCCGAGGUCAGCAUUGCGCCGCUACUGGAGCUCACAGCCUAUGAGAUCUUUGAGCGGGACCUGAAGAAGAAGGGGUCCGAGCCGGUGCCGCUGGAGUUUAUCCCAGCCCAGGGUCUGCUGGGACGGCCAGGCGACCUUUGUGCCCAGCACUUCACACUCAGCUGACACGGGCCCACCUGUAAAUAAAU
This is a messenger RNA of Rhinopithecus roxellana (golden snub-nosed monkey), 1783 nucleotides long. It is a transcript of the gene NOC4L, whose product is annotated as nucleolar complex associated 4 homolog. Gene Ontology annotation, biological process: ribosome biogenesis. The transcript is spliced from 15 exons. The record is from RefSeq and is a predicted model, not a curated record. NCBI's taxonomy places the organism in Eukaryota, Metazoa, Chordata, Mammalia, Primates, Cercopithecidae. Gene Ontology annotation, cellular component: small-subunit processome; nucleolus; Noc4p-Nop14p complex. Bases 210 to 1760 code for a protein of 516 amino acids.